CCUGAAUUACUUUCUUGUCCUUAUUCCUCUUCUUUGCGCCGUUUACAUAUUUAUAUAUCUCUCUUCGUCCAUUCUAUAAUUUCAUCCCCUUCGGUGAUUUAUUGAGAAAAGCUUAGCACUUAGCCAAAGAUUUUUAUUACUGAAGGCUGUAGCUAUGGAAGCUAAUUAUUCAUCGUCAUCAUCUUCUUCUUCUUUAGCAAGAGGGUUAAAGGUUCCACAGUCUUUCCAUGCGUCAAUUCAUUCAGUGCGUAAGCCAUUGACGAAGCCUUGGAAGAAACCAACUUCACCAUUACUACCAACACCACCCAAAGUUUACAAGGUCGACCCCAUAAACUUUCGGGACUUGGUUCAAAAGCUCACCGGUGCAGUCCCUCCCUGCAGCAUUUCUCAACCUCAACAACAUCACCGUCUUCAAAGAGUGGCGCCACCUCCGCCUCUUCAGGUUGCCCCACCGCCAUUCAUGUGUGGGGCAGCGGAAGUCAAUUCUGCGCCAUUUCAUCUCGUUUCUGGAUUAGAUCAUGCGAAACCCCAGAAGGAAAAUUUCUCUGAUGAUGCCAUGAUUACCUCAAAUUCACUUGGAUUCAGCUUGUCACCAUCUUCUUAUAAUUAUAAUUGGUGCUCUUUUCCUAUUCUCAGUCCCAGAACUUAGUCCAGCUUGGACCAAAACAUUGUUCCUUGGACGAUAUACAUAGUUAAAAAGGCCAAUUUGGAAGUUAAUUAUUUCUCUUUCUCAUUCUUGCUUCACCUUAGAACAGAAUGUAUCUAAGAUUAAAACCACCUUCUUUUGUUGUAUUACCGAAUUUAUUACAUAUUCACUUUAAUUUUCAGAUA
This is a messenger RNA of Gossypium arboreum, 831 nucleotides long. RefSeq lists its product as uncharacterized. NCBI's taxonomy places the organism in Eukaryota, Viridiplantae, Streptophyta, Magnoliopsida, Malvales, Malvaceae. Bases 155 to 649 code for a protein of 164 amino acids. The record is from RefSeq and is a predicted model, not a curated record. The transcript has a single exon.